AUGUCCUCCACCAACGUUGAGACGAAUGGUGGUGGUCACGAUCAUAUCCUACGUCCACGACCGCGGAAACCUCAACAUACCCAAGUUUCCGAGCUUGUUAAAGAGCAUAGCAGCGUUUCUACUAAUGGAAAUGGGAAUGGGAAUGGAAAUGGACACCUCGAAGCGCCUGUAGAAGAGACUGGUUCAGGCAUGACAAGUGGCCGUUCGACACCUAUCCCCGAAAAUGCUCCCGCUUCAACAAAAGCUCUGUCUAGUGCACGGAAACAAGUUCGAGCGGAACAGCGACAACGUAUCUUCCCAACCAUCGAAUUCGCCUCACGCGUCUCUCAUUUCGAUCCCGAAUCCGAUUAUCGCGAUUUUCAUGGCUUCUUCAACCUAUUCUGGAUUGGCCUGGCUAUCAUGGGAAUUACCACUAUGUUGCGCAACUAUAAGGAUACUGGAUACCCUUUGCGCGUUCAGAUAUGGACUCUUUUUACCGUCAAGUUGUCCCAUCUAGCCGUCGCCGAUUUCUCUAUGGUUGCUAGUACCGCCGUUAGCUUGCCUCUGCAUAAACUAUUUAGGAGUAGCCAGGGACCAUUAAGGUGGAAUAAGGGUGGAAUGGCCAUUCAAAGCAUAUAUCAGGUUGUUUGGCUUGCAUUUUGGAUCGCUAUACCCUUUAUUCUCAAUUGGACUUGGACUUCCCAAGUAUUUUUCUUGCUACAUACCAUGGUUCUGCUCAUGAAGAUGCAUUCCUAUGCCUUCUAUAAUGGCCAUCUUUCCGAAACGGAAAAGCGAUUGCGCGCUCUCGAUGAGCCUCAUAACGUUUCGAAAGCCCCCGCAUACGUUUACCCUUCGGUUGAUAACCCAAUGGGCGAAUUAGUCCACGAGGAGAUGAAGGUCGAUAGUGAUGAUGAGGACGAGGGUCUAUCGCAAUUGCGCGAGGACUUAGCUCGAGAGUUGACGAGCCCUAUUGGCAACGUGACAUACCCGCGAAACCUAUCGUGGCCGAAUUACGCCGACUACCUUCUCUGUCCGACGCUGUGCUACGAACUCGAGUACCCGCGCAAAGAGUCCAUCAACUGGACAUCACUUAUAGCCAAGAUAGUCGCGACCUUUGGCUGUAUAUUCCUGUUGACCAUUAUCUCGGAAGAGUUCAUCUUGCCUGUGCUGCAAGAAUCCACAAUCCGACUAGAAAAUAGCUCAUCUGUAGCCGAGACGUUGCUCAUUCUCUCAGAGAAUAUCUCGUGGCUUCUGUUCCCCUUUAUGUUGACUUUCUUGCUGGUGUUUCUCGUCAUCUUUGAGUACAUCCUAGGUGCCUUUGCUGAGAUCACCAAGUUCGCGGAUCGUCACUUCUAUAGCGACUGGUGGAACAGCACCGACUGGAUGGAGUUCAGUCGUGAGUGGAACGUGCCGGUGUACUCAUUCCUACGGCGACAUGUAUACGCGACAUCAAAGCCCACCAUCGGCCGUAGCAACGCGACAGUCAUUACGUUCCUAAUCUCAGCCAUCGGUCACGAAAUCGUCAUGGCAUGCAUCACCAAGAAGCUUCGUGGCUAUGGGUUUAUUUGCCAGAUGUUGCAGUUACCGAUUGUCAUACUGCAGCGAACAAAGUGGGUGCGCGCCCACAAGACAGCGAAUAAUGUGCUUUUCUGGUAUAGAUAUGCUCACUCUACGUACUGGUUUGAUUAG
Messenger RNA from Daldinia childiae, 1668 nucleotides. Its product is annotated as putative sterol O-acyltransferase 2. Gene Ontology annotation, biological process: ergosterol metabolic process. Lineage: Eukaryota; Fungi; Ascomycota; Sordariomycetes; Xylariales; Hypoxylaceae. Gene Ontology annotation, cellular component: endoplasmic reticulum membrane. Gene Ontology annotation, molecular function: ergosterol O-acyltransferase activity. Bases 1 to 1668 code for a protein of 555 amino acids. The transcript is spliced from 3 exons. The record is from RefSeq and is a predicted model, not a curated record.